AUGGCGUCCUUAAGCAGGCGGCGCGUUCCAAAGGAGCCUUUCCACAUACACGAAGACACCCCCGAGGAUGUCCUGACCGACAACGUCGAGUCGGAGGAAAGCCACACCCAGGGCCGAAACAUUGAACUCGAGGAACCAGAGUCACUGGAGGGCGACGAAGACCAGGAAAACCACGAGGCCGAAGAUGAUGAUGAGCCGGAAGAGGAGGAAGCACCCGACGACGAGUGCGACUCGGACUCUUCCGACGAAAACGAGCCCAUUGAUAUGACGGUGCAGCACGAUAUGGAGAAGCUCAACGAGACGUUCGCCCAGUUCCGAGACAACUACCGUCUGAUCAAGCGCAUUGGCGAGGGCACAUUUUCCACCGUCUACAAGGCCGAGGACGUGCGGUACGAGCGCUUCAACAACAGCUGGGAUCUCGACGCCAAAGAUUCACAAUGGACCCCGCCUCCAUUGAAGCCCGUAUCCCACUCACAGUCCAACUCGCGGUCGAACCCUCCCAGGCGGCAGAGGAAGUUCGUCGCCAUCAAGAAGAUAUACGUGACCUCCUCGCCCUCGCGUAUCCUCAACGAGCUCGAACUCCUCCACGACCUGAAAGACUCGCCCUCGGUCUGUCCUCUCAUUACUGCCUUCCGCCAGUCCGACCAAGUACUGGCUAUACUGCCGUAUUUCCGCCACCAGGACUUCAGGAAAUACUACCCCAACAUGACGGUGCCCGAUAUCAAGAUCUACUUCCGGUCGCUCUUCACGGCUCUGGCUGCCGUGCAUGACAAGGGGAUCCUCCAUCGCGAUAUCAAACCCACAAACUUCCUCUACGACCCCGACAAGCAGCGCGGCGUCCUGGUCGACUUUGGUCUCGCUGAGAGGGAAGGCAUCGACCAUAAGCCCUGCCUCUGUCAUCUCGACUCGGAAGCCCGGAAACAGCGGAUAAGAGCGUCAUACGCCGUCAACGCGUCAAACACGGGCCCCCAAGCCGGCUACCCAAAGAACGACACCCGGCCGUCAAGACGUGCCAACCGAGCGGGAACCCGUGGUUUCCGUGCUCCUGAAGUCCUGUUCAAGUGCACAGAACAAACCACCAAGAUCGACAUCUGGUCCGCCGGCGUCAUCCUCCUCACCAUUCUGUGUAAGCGCUUCCCCUUCUUCAACAGCGCCGACGACAUCGAGGCCAUGAUCGAGAUCGCUACCAUCUUCGGGUCCAGGCGCAUGCGCGCCGCCGGCCAGCUCCAUGGCUGCGUAUUCGAAACUAACAUCCCCACUAUCGGCGGCUCGGGCUUCUCCUUUGAGAAAAUCAUGCUCUGGAGCACGUGUCGAACCGAUGGCGGCAACGAGAAGGCCAGGUUCCUGACCGAUGAGGAGAAGGCAGCCGUAGAAUUCUUGCAACGCUGUAUGGAACUGGACCCCAGCCGGCGAAUUAGUGCCGAGGAGGCCCUGAGACACGACUUCCUGAGGGUUGACGAUGACGAUGAAGCGGAUGGUGGCGAAGAGGACGUCAUGAUGUUGUAG
Messenger RNA from Neoarthrinium moseri, 1506 nucleotides. RefSeq lists its product as uncharacterized. The coding region runs from base 1 to 1506 and encodes 501 amino acids. NCBI's taxonomy places the organism in Eukaryota, Fungi, Ascomycota, Sordariomycetes, Amphisphaeriales, Apiosporaceae. Gene Ontology annotation, cellular component: nucleus. Gene Ontology annotation, biological process: mitotic DNA damage checkpoint signaling; protein phosphorylation. Gene Ontology annotation, molecular function: ATP binding; protein serine/threonine kinase activity. The transcript has 2 exons. The record is from RefSeq and is a predicted model, not a curated record.